Branchiostoma belcheri (Belcher's lancelet) is the source of this 600-nucleotide messenger RNA. RefSeq names its product monoacylglycerol lipase abhd6-A-like. The record is from RefSeq and is a predicted model, not a curated record. The annotation marks the transcript as partial. NCBI's taxonomy places the organism in Eukaryota, Metazoa, Chordata, Leptocardii, Amphioxiformes, Branchiostomatidae. The transcript is spliced from 4 exons.
AAGGAGCUGUAUUGAAGUCUUGUUGAAUUAGCCAGUGAUUAGCCUCAACAAGUGGUUACUUACGCUGACAGUUCAAGAUGGAGGUCAUCUCUACAGUUGUCCAGCUGGCUGGAGGAGCUGUAGUGACCGCUGUUGCCCUGGCUGUGUCUGUAUACUACAUCAAACCAGCCUACAUCAUACAUUUCUUUCUGAGGUUGAAAACAUGGAAGGCGGGCUGUACCACCAAGUGUGUGAAAGUGGGGGAGUGCCAGUUUGCGUACAUGGAGAGAGGCCAGCCCAGCGAGAACCAACCAUCGCUGCUCUUCCUGCACGGGUUUGGAGACAGGAAAGAGAGUUUCUGUAACAUAAUCAUGCACCUGCCCAAACACCUGCACCUGAUAGCUGUAGACUUACCCGGACACGGAGAAACUGGCAUCAAGGCUAAGGCUGACCUGACUGUAACAGCCUUUGUUGCCAAGCUGCACCAGUUUGUCAGCGUGGUUGGCCUUGACCGUGGUGGACUCCAUGUGGUAGGACACUCCAUGGGGGGCGGCCUCGCUGGGUGCUACGCAGCGUCACAUCCAGGAGAAGUGUCUGUACUCACUCUGUCUGCUCCUGCAG